Messenger RNA from Solenopsis invicta (red fire ant), 6698 nucleotides. It is a transcript of the gene nompC, whose product is annotated as serine/threonine-protein phosphatase 6 regulatory ankyrin repeat subunit A. The record is from RefSeq and is a predicted model, not a curated record. NCBI's taxonomy places the organism in Eukaryota, Metazoa, Arthropoda, Insecta, Hymenoptera, Formicidae. The transcript is spliced from 14 exons. The coding region runs from base 1138 to 6402 and encodes 1754 amino acids. Gene Ontology annotation, cellular component: membrane; glycosylphosphatidylinositol-N-acetylglucosaminyltransferase (GPI-GnT) complex. Gene Ontology annotation, molecular function: calcium channel activity; protein binding. Gene Ontology annotation, biological process: calcium ion transmembrane transport; GPI anchor biosynthetic process.
GAACGUUAUUCAGAGCCGUGGCAGAGUCCGGUGGAUUCAAGAUAGACGGAUAGCGUGCCUGCCGGGCUGGUCCGGAAGUCGCGUGUCGACGGCAGCCAUAACAGCCCCUCCGCAACUCUUACCCUUCCUCUACCCUGAACCACCACCCCCUUGCUUGAUUUCCUUACCUGCUACCAGCGACGACCAGCACGGCCUACCACGGUUACGCGCUUGUGUGCAGCACAAGCAAUCCGUGCAGGUCGAAGGUGAAGGAGUAUUGGUGCAGCAUUACCCUAACGAACCGCGAGACCGAGUCAGCGAUUGGUCGAUCCUGGCGAGCGAGCAAGGCCCGAAGGGAAGCAACCCUCUCUCUUCUUCUCAACUCACUCUGAGUUACAUACCGUCUUCAGAAUCGCUAGACUGACUGUGCCGUUAACACUCGUUUGGUGCUUCUUACAUUUUUACUCGAUACAACUGACCGAGCAGUAAAAUAAUUAACAGUGCGUCAACUUGCGAGGACCUUUCGCUUGUGUCAAGACGGUACUCUCAUACGAAACGCCGAGUAAAUCUAACGGAAGUCGCUCGAAGCGUCGUUACGUUUAAGGCAUUCUCCUUCUCGCGGCACUUUGCUUGUAGACAUUUUUAUAAUUUUUUAUAAGCGAUAAAUCGAACUUUGAAGUAUAAUCACACGAAUAUUGCUAGAAUUUUGAGAGUGAUGUAAUAUUCGGAAAAUUGUAAAAGUAUUACAUAUAUUAAUGCCGCGAAAAAAAAUUAAUGUCUUAAACUAGUAACUUCCAUUAGACUUUGCGUUUCAUAUGACAAUAUCGUCUCGAAUGUCUGAAAUGUAUCAUUCCAAUGAUAUAUUUGCAGCAUAUACUCUUCGUGUUUGUUGUAAUACCUCGAUUCGAAAUUAUUUGUUUCUCCCAUAAAAUAAAACUGAUUCAUUUUUCGGUAGCUCUCAAAAUCGCUCAAAAUCGUCUAAAUGUGAGCGUCGUCGUAAGUUACAUUCUGCCAAGUGUACGUCGCGCCAAAGCAAAGAUAUUUGCCUGAUGGCCGUACAAUCUCCAUGUUCCGUGUACCAUUAACGGUGUGCAACUUUGAACGAGAGUGAGUCGCUCGAGCGAAUCAUGCUCGCGGAGGGAUCGCACGUAGCAUAGUAUGAGCAGUAACAAGAAGCCACCGGCAGGCAAGGACGAUAAGAAGAAUCCCUCCAGCAAAGAGGACAGCCCGUCGGGCGGUAAGGACGAUGGUGGUUCAGCGUCGACGGGAAGCAAUGGCGGUGGUAGUGCGGCCGCGGGAGAACCGACGCAGCCCGGAAGUAAGCCCAGCUCUGCCGGAGCGACCGCCAGAGAAGGGGCCCACAGGCUGCUGGGCCUGGCGGCACGCGGAGAAUGGGCCCCCGUGGACCAGCUGCUCAAGUCUCUGGAGAAGACGGUCCAGAGCGCGGGAGAGGAUGGCUUCAUCGUCCCGCUCGCCGGUGUUUUGGACACGACGACUGGGAUGACGCCGUUGAUGUACGCGGUGAAGGACAACCGCAGCGCGCUGCUCGAUCGGAUGAUCGAGCUCGGUUCCGACGUGGGCGCCAGAAACAAUGACAAUUACAAUGCCCUUCACAUCGCUGCUAUGUAUUCGAGGGAGGACGUCGUUAAGUUAUUAUUGUCCAAGAGAGGCGUUGAUCCCUAUACCACCGGAGGGCCGAGGCAACAAACGGCGGUUCAUCUAGUGGCAUCGAGACAAACGGGCACCGCAACGUCAAUCCUGCGAGCUCUCCUGAGUGCUGCAGGACGAGACAUCAGGCUAAAGGUCGACGGUAAAGGAAAGAUACCUCUUCUGCUAGCAGUCGAGGCUGGCAAUCAGUCGAUGUGCCGCGAACUUCUGGCACAGCAAGCUCCCGAUCAGCUUCGCGCCACCACACCAGCCGGUGAUUCCGCCCUGCAUUUGGCCGCUAGAAGAAGAGACAUCGACAUGGUGCGAAUCCUGGUGGAUUACGGCGCAUCUGUCGACAUGCAAAAUGGGGAUGGGCAAACUGCAUUGCACAUAGCGAGCGCCGAAGGUGACGAAACCCUAGUGAAAUAUUUCUACGGUGUCCGAGCCUCCGCCUCAAUCACCGAUCAUCAGGAUCGAACGCCGAUGCACUUGGCCGCUGAGAAUGGCCACGCUUCCAUCAUCGAACUACUGGCCGAUAAAUUCAAAGCAAGCAUCUUCGAAAGAACGAAAGACGGGUCCACACUGAUGCACAUAGCAUCGCUGAACGGACACUCGGAAUGUGCCACUAUGCUCUUCAAGAAGGGCGUGUAUCUGCACAUGCCGAACAAACGUGGUGCCAGGUCUAUUCACACGGCUGCAGGGUACGGCCAUGUAGGCAUUAUCAGUACUUUGCUGCAACGAGGAGAAAAAGUGGACGCGAUAACGAACGAUAACUAUACGGCACUCCAUAUAGCCGUGGAAAGUGCCAAACCGGCUGUCGUGGAAACUCUUCUAGGAUAUGGCGCAGAGGUACACGUGAGAGGUGGAAAACUUCGUGAAACUCCGCUUCACAUAGCUGCCAGAGUACCCGACGGCGACAGAUGCGCUCUGAUGUUAUUGAAAUCUGGGGCAGGUCCCAAUUUGACAACCGAUGACGGCCAAACGCCCGUGCAUGUGGCAGCCAGCCAUGGAAAUUUAGCGACGCUCCUUUUACUGCUCGAGGAUGGCGGAGAUCCAAUGUUUAAAUCAAAAAACGGAGAAACGCCGUUGCAUUUAGCCUGCAGAGGUUGCAAAGCUGACGUGGUCCGGCACUUGAUAGAAUUCGUAAAGGAAAAGAAGGGCCCGGAAGUGGCGACUUCCUACGUGAACAGUCUGACCAACGAAGGUGCCAGCGCGCUUCAUUACGCGGCCCAAAUCGAACCCUCGGAAGUCAUCACCCCCGGAGACGAUCGCGCCGUCGUUCGCGCUCUUCUGGAUAGCGGCGCGGACGUCUCGAUGCAGACCAGACAGGCUCAGGAAUCGGCGUUCCAUCAUUGCGCACUCGCGGGCAACAACGAGGUUUUGCAGGAGAUGAUUAGUCGCAUGUCGGCUACGGACGUGCAAAAGGCCUUGAACCGGCAAAGCGCCGUGGGUUGGACGCCUUUGCUGAUCGCCGCUCAUCGGGGCCACAUGGAACUGGUGACCACUCUCCUCGCCAAUCACGGCAGAGUGGACGUGUUCGAUCUCGAGGGUAGAUCCGCUCUUCAUCUAGCCGCCGAGCACGGCUAUCUUCAAGUUUGCGACGCGUUGUUGGCGAACAAGGCCUUUAUAAACUCUAAAUCGCGCGUGGGAAGAACUGCCCUGCAUUUGGCCGCCAUGAACGGUUACACACAUCUGGUACGGUUUCUCGUACAGGAUCAUGCCGCGGCGAUAGACGUCCUCACCCUGAGGAAGCAGACUCCUCUUCAUCUAGCGGCGGGAGCGGGUCAAUUGGAAGUCUGCAAAUUACUGUUGGAACUCGGUGCCAGCAUAGACGCCACGGAUGAUCAGGGACAAAAACCCAUCCACGCUGCAGCCAUGAACAACUACGCCGAAGUAGCUCAGCUCUUUUUGCAGAGGCAUGCCAACCUCGUGAUGGCCUGCACCAAGGAUGGCAAUACCUGCGCCCACAUCGCCGCAAUGCAAGGCAGCGUCCGGGUGAUCGAAGAACUGAUGAAGUUUGACAGGCAGGGCGUAAUAACCGCUAGAAAUAAACUGACGGAAGCAACUCCUCUGCAAUUGGCGGCGGAAGGUGGACACGCCGAAGUCGUGAAGGCUCUGGUUAGAGCCGGCGCGUCUUGCGCUGAUGAGAAUCGUGCAGGUUUCACUGCGGUUCACUUGGCGGCUCAACACGGUCACGGCCAGGUACUUGAAGUGAUGAGAUCGUCUCAAUCCCUUAGGAUAUCCAGCAAAAAACUUGGCGUCACCGCGCUUCACGUUGCUGCUUACUUUGGACAAGCCGAUACGGUUAGAGAACUGCUAACUCACAUACCCGGAACCGUAAAAUCUGACCCACCAACUGGAGGAUCCUUAGUAGGAGAGUUAGGAGCUGAAUCCGGCAUGACUCCUCUUCAUCUAGCUGCAUAUUCUGGAAAUGAGAACGUCGUACGACUUCUUCUCAAUUCUGCGGGAGUUCAGGUAGACGCAGCGACGACGGAGAACGGCUGGAACCCCUUACAUUUGGCUUGCUUCGGCGGUCACAUAACUGUCGUGGGUCUGCUGUUGAGCAGAUCGGCGGAAUUGUUGCACAGCGCGGAUCGCUACGGCAAGACCGGGCUGCACAUCGCGGCGACUCACGGUCAUUAUCAGAUGGUGGAAGUUCUUUUGGGUCAGGGCGCGGAAAUAAAUGCGACCGACAAGAACGGUUGGACGCCGCUGCAUUGUGCUGCACGCGCUGGCCAUCUGGAUGUAGUGAGGUUGCUCGUGGAAAGUGGCGGAUCUCCAAAAACUGAGACAAAUCUAGGCUGCGCACCGAUCUGGUUCGCCGCUUCCGAGGGUCACAACGAUGUGCUGAAAUAUCUCAUGGAGAAAGAGCACGAUACGUACGCUCUGAUGGAAGACAAGAGGUUUGUCUACAACAUGAUGGUCUGUAGCAAAAGUCAUAACAACAAACCGAUCGAGGAGUUCGUGCUAGUGUCACCCGCGCCAGUCGAUACUGCGGCCAAGCUGUCCAACAUCUACGUGAAGCUUUCUGAAAAAGAAAAGGAGCGCGCUAAAGAUUUAAUUGCCGCUGGGAAACAGUGCGAAGCAAUGGCCACCGAGUUGCUGGCUCUGGCGGCGGGCGCUGACUCGGCCGGCAGGAUCUUGACGUCGAUGGAUCGCAGGAAUGUCGAGUUCCUGGACGUGUUGAUCGAGAAUGAACAGAAGGAAGUGAUCGCGCAUACCGUGGUACAGCGCUAUCUGCAAGAAUUGUGGCAAGGUAGUCUGAAUUGGAACGCGUUCAGGACCAUCCUGCUGUUCAUCGCCUUCAUCGUGUGCCCGCCGGUCUGGGUGGUGUUCGCCCUUCCUCUCGGGCAUAAGUACAACAACGUACCUAUCAUCAAGUUCAUGUCAUAUCUCACAUCGCACAUCUAUCUGAUGGUCUUCCUGUUGCUGGUCGGCAUUACGCCAAUCUAUCCAGUGGUGAGAGGCAACUUGAUACCAUAUUGGUAUGAGUGGUGUCUGCUGGUGAUGCUAUCGGGAUUGUUGCUGUUCGAGUUAACGAAUCCCAGUGACAAAAGCGGCCUUGGUUGGAUUAAGCUGGCGGUGCUGCUUUUUGGCAUAUUCGGCGUCGCGUUUCAUCUGAUGGGAUUUGUAAUCGUGAAGAAACCACAAUGGCCGACUCUCCUCUACCUAAGAAACCAGCUUUUUGCCCUCAGUUUCCUUUUAGCUUGCGUGCAGAUCCUGGACUUCCUGUCGUUUCAUCAUCUGUUCGGACCGUGGGCCAUCAUCAUCGGUAAUCUUAUGAAGGAUCUCGCGAGGUUUCUCGCGGUGCUGGCAAUCUUCGUCUUUGGCUUCUCCAUGCACUUCGUCGCGCUUAAUCAAGCGUUCAAGAACUUUCCAUCGAUGAGAGAAGCGUUACAGGAGGACGGAAAACCAAAGAAGGCGUUCUCCGACGAUUUGUUGGCCAAUGUUACGGAAUGGAUAAUGGAGACGCCACCAACGGCGCCUCCUCGUCGCUUCGGCCGUUACAAGAAAAAGAAUGAGUGCUGUGACGAUAACAGCAGAGAUAUAAAGAUGAAUCCGAUAAUCGCCUUCGAGUAUCUGUUCUUCGCCGUCUUCGGCCAAACGACCCACAGCGAGCUGAAGGUCCAGAGCAAUCAACCGCAGUGGACCUCGGUCCUCUUCAAAUUGACCUUCGGCGUGUACAUGUUGGUCUCGGUAGUGGUGUUGAUUAAUCUGCUGAUCGCCAUGAUGAGCGACACUUAUCAACGGAUACAGGCGCAGUCGGACAUUGAGUGGAAAUACGGACUGAGUAAACUGAUCCGAAACAUGCACAGAACUACCACAGCUCCGUCCCCGCUAAACUUGCUCACCACCUGGACUGUGUACUUCAUCAAGCUAUGCAAGCAGCGCACCGCUAAACGCAAGCGACCCUCGUUGGUGCACAUGAUGGGAUUCCAGCGCACCAGUCGUUUAUCGCCCAGGUCCAAGAUGGGCGCGAAAUGGUUGGCCAAGGUUAAGAAGGGUCAGGUCCGCCCGAAGGACAGUGUGACUCUCUCCGUGGUGCACCUCAGUCCUCUGGGUAGCCAGCUGUCCUUCAAUAGCGCAACCAGAAUAGAGAACGUAGUGGACUGGGACUCGAUCAGGAAGAAGUACCUUGCUCUGACCGGGAAUGAGCCCGAGAAGGAGGAAUCGGAUAAGGAGGAGAAGGGUAUGGACGAGAAAGAGGAUGAGAGCGGACCGACGGCAUCCAACGCCUCGACGGUACCGGCGACAAUCCCAAAUCCGUCCAUGUAAAAGAUUGUCGUCGCCACCCUUGCUAUCCUUCGAUCCGAAUUGCCGAGUGCGAACCCGCGUGAAAAGCAGCGCGAGCAAACGAGCGACUAAGAUACCAUCGGCCGUCGCGCUCAGUAUUAUUUACUAGACAGACUUAGCGACUAAGUGCGCUAAAGACCCACACCCUCCAUAAACAGUAUUUAAAAUCGUAAACCGCUACCGCAGACUCAGAAACUUCAGACGAUCGAGCGAGACCACCAUAGAGGAUCCUCGCGUGAUCCUCGACGCACCGGCAACCAGCCGAGCAUUUAAGCAUC